AAUCCUUUUAAACCCCUCCAAAGAGGAGGCAGCAAAUCAUAAGCAGAAGUGAGGGCAGUGGCACCAGCGAAGGUUACUGGGCAUGCUCAGUACACCCAAAGUAGGGAAAGGGGAGUAGGGUCUGUUUGCGUCGGGGUUGGGCUGCUUCCCUCCGCCUUGCUCUCCAGCUGUUCGCCUUCCCCGCGCAUCUUCUCUGCCUCUCCGCUGCCCGGGGCCACGCCACGCCGCUCCUCGCUGCCCGUCCUGCACCGGCUCCCCAGCCAUGGACCCCCCCAGCGCUGUGCCCUACGCCCGCCUGGAGAUCCCCAACCUCGACUCCGUGCCCUCCUACAAGUACUGGUCCAUCUUUAACAUCCUCUGCUGCUGCCUGCCCCUGGGGCUGGUCGCUGUCUUCUACUCGGGACAGGUGGAGGAGUGCCUAGCACGUAGAGAUAUCGCAGGAGCGAAGAGCGCCUCCAACACUGCAAGAACCAUCAACAUCCUCGCCAUGGUGAUCGGGCUGGCAUGCAUUGGUGUGACCAUAUUCUUUAUGAUCCAGAGAGUUCAGCUGCUCCAAGCAGCACAACCCACCCAGUCUCCCUUAUACUACAAUUUAGGCUGAGGCCAUGGUGCUGCCCCUCAGGCUUGGGGAGAUGAAACCACCACUGCAAAAAUGUCUUUGAAUUCUGCUCUGUUGGGGUUCUCGCUCUUCUUUAUUCUGCUGGUAGCCAGUAAACUUCCUCUGCAGCUGGUACUGUCAUAAGUGUGUUUGCAGGUCUUAUGCCCCCAAGAUCAUCAUCAAGCGGACACCUGCAGAUGCUGAAUUGGGACUCCCUCUCUCUGCCUUCAGCGCAGCCACUUAGGUAUAAUUCUCAUGGCACUAACUCCUUUCUCACUAGGAUGGAAAGAAAUCAAGAAAAAGCACUAAAAUCUUUCCAGGCCAUGCAGACAGACUUGCUACCCCAUGCCAAGGUUCUCUAAUAAAUCACCACCUGGGAGCAGGGGCUGCACUGCGUGGGGGGGGAAGCUGGCAGGGGCUACACUGUGGGGGGGGGGAGCUUGCAGGGGCUAUUGCCUCUCCCCCCCCUGUAGCAGCUGCUGCUCUCCAGUCACCCAGGUCUGAAGACACAGAGGGAAGAGCAGUGGCUGUUGGCUGGGUGCCCAGCCCUGAAGGCAGCGCCACCAGCAGCAGGGGCCUGAGAGCAGCUCCUGACCCUGUGUCUUGGCCCCUCGGGGCACACUGUCCAGGGCAGGUGGAGGGUCUGGGGCUCCCCACAGCUGCCUGUUCUGGCCUGGGUUCCAGGGCUCUUAGCCCUAGAGCUAGGUCCCCCAGCGUGGUGGCUAGUACUGGCUGUGAGCAGUUGAAGGGCAGUCACAGCCUGGCCAGGGGGCAGGUGGGGUCAGCAUUUAGGAGGAACAAGGGUGGGGCUAUGGAGAGCCAGGGGCACAGCCCCCUCUUCCAGUCUCCUCCCCUCAAAUUCUUUCAGGCUUAGAUAAAAUAAGUCUUGGGUCUAGCAGUGAUCUCUGGUAGCCACAUUCAUCCCCAGUCUCCCCCUUUCCCCCAACGCAGCCUUCACUGGCUCUAGUCCUAGCAAGCUGUGUGCUUUAAACAGGUUACUAAGUGCCUGGUAGCUAAGACCACUACCAUUUUCCCACUAGCUCCUGGAGGAGAUGAUUGUAGUCAAUUACUGUGAGCUGUUCAGGGCUAAUUAAUGUAAUCACUUCUGUGUGAAAGUUUUGUAUCAACUCUUGUUAUAAAUGUAACUGAAAGAUUGGGAUAAAAACAUGUCUGUUUUACUUUGGCUGUGACACCACCACUUUGUAUGAUCAGUUUCAUAGUUGCUGCUAGGUAUGGCCUUUUACCCACCACCACCAAAGCAAAAGAGAGGGAAUGGAUCGUAAAAGGCCAGAAAGUGGUAGGGGAGCUCAAAGGCAGAUAGGGAACCUUGAACUACUUUAAAUUCUUCUGAGUCGAUUUCACUGUGUCUGUUAAGCACAGCACCUUGCCCUUCACAAGAGCUGAUGGAAGAGUUCAGAAGCACAGAUUAAGAAUAGGAGAAUGGAUUUUACACGGUGCCUAUAUACUUUUUAGAAGAGGGGGGUUAUCUGUAAUCAGCUUAUUCCAAUGUUUCUAAAAAGCUUACAAAAAUGUAAAUAAAUGCUUCCGAUACUAAAGA
Messenger RNA from Trachemys scripta elegans, 2156 nucleotides. Its product is annotated as dispanin subfamily A member 2b-like. The coding region runs from base 263 to 601 and encodes 112 amino acids. The transcript is spliced from 2 exons. The record is from RefSeq and is a predicted model, not a curated record. NCBI's taxonomy places the organism in Eukaryota, Metazoa, Chordata, Testudines, Emydidae. Gene Ontology annotation, cellular component: membrane.